This is a messenger RNA of Neltuma alba, 2001 nucleotides long. RefSeq names its product wall-associated receptor kinase 3-like. Gene Ontology annotation, biological process: cell surface receptor signaling pathway; protein phosphorylation. Gene Ontology annotation, molecular function: calcium ion binding; ATP binding; protein serine/threonine kinase activity. The coding region runs from base 178 to 1851 and encodes 557 amino acids. Gene Ontology annotation, cellular component: plasma membrane. The transcript is spliced from 3 exons. Lineage: Eukaryota; Viridiplantae; Streptophyta; Magnoliopsida; Fabales; Fabaceae. The record is from RefSeq and is a predicted model, not a curated record.
GUUAUAUCCAAUACAAAGAACAAAUUCAAGGUAGAGGGGUGUAAUACCUACGCUUUCCUCUAUGACCGGAAAGGAAAAAGCCUUCACGGCUGCAACACGAGAUGCGAUAACCGGAGUUCAGUGGCCGAUGAGUGCCAGAGUGCUUUGGAGCAAGCCGUUGGAAAUUAUACCAUUAAUAUGGUAUUUUACAGUACUAAUGCGUCUGAUGACUAUGCUCGUUGCAGUUCUGCAUUUGUUGAGAAGAACGAAACUCUCAACCCCGUCGUCGACGGCAACCUCAAGGAGCGAAGAGAAAGUAACAGAUCUAAGGUAAUUCUCGAUUGGGCAGUUGAUCAGAACAAAUCAUCAUGCCGUGGAGCCUGCAAAAGUGAUAAUGCGGAAUGCGAAGAAUCAGAAAGUGUCAGUGGCUAUUACUACUGUAAAUGUGAAACGGGGUUCAAAGGCAACCCCUACACCGCGGGUGGCUGCAAAGAUGUGGAUGAGUGCCAGCACAUCAACCUAAAUAAUUGUUUGCAUAAGGAUCGAUGUCACAAUACCCCUGGUGGCUACACAUGUUCUUGUCCACAUGGACAAAAAGGCAAUGGCCGCCGUAAUGAAACUGAACCAGGCUCAGGCUGCAGCACUACUGGGCCUAGCCUUAUAAUUCCAUUAGUUGUUACUUUAGCUUUGUUGGGUGCCUUCACACUUGUCUCCACAUUAUGUUGGGCACACAAGCAAAGGAGUCUGAUGCAACUCAGACAGAGAAAUUUUGAGCAAAAUGGAGGAAACUUGCUUCUACAACAACUUUCACAACAACAAAGAUAUACUGACAGAACCAGAAUAUUUACAAAAGUUGAGCUUAAGAAUGCCACAAACAACUUUGAUGAAAGCAGAAUUCUUGGUCGUGGAGGACAAGGCACGGUUUAUAAAGGUAUAUUGCCAGACAACACAAUUGUUGCAAUUAAGAAGUCCAGAGUUGGUGGGGAUCCCCAAAAUAUUAAAAGUUUUAUCAAUGAAGUGUUUGUGCUUUCCCAGAUCAACCACAGGCAUGUGGUCAAACUUUUGGGAUGUUGUCUUGAAACUGAAGUGCCUUUGUUAGUGUAUGAGUUUGUAGAGAAUGGAAGCCUUCUUGACCACCUAGACCCAUCAAAAAAUGAAUGUUCUAUCACAUGGGAGACUCGAUUAAGAAUAGCUACAGAAACUGCUGAGGCCAUUUCCUAUUUACAUUCUGCAGCUUCUAUUCCAAUUAUCCAUAGAGAUAUCAAGUCUGCCAAUAUACUUUUAGACCAUAAUGAUAGAGCAAAGGUAUCUGAUUUUGGAGCUUCAAGACUUGUCCAUCUUGGUGAAGCUCAAGUUGCCACUGUGGUUCAAGGAACAAUAGGAUAUCUGGAUCCUGAGUACCUUCAAACGGGUCAGUUGAAUGAGAAGAGUGAUGUCUAUAGUUUUGGAAUUGUGCUGCUGGAGUUACUCACUGGGAGUAAGGCUUUUAAAUUCAAUACAUUGGCUAGCCAUUUUGUGUCUUCAAUGAGAGAAGAUCGCCUGUGGGAGAUUCUUGAUAGGCGAGUACUAGACCAGAAGAAGAACGCAAAACAGUUGAAAGAAGUAGCCUUAUUGGCAAGCAGAUGCAUUAGGGUUAAUGGAGAGGAAAGGCCAACAAUGAAAGAAGUAGCAAUGGAGUUAGAGGGUCUAAUUGCAAUGGAAAAGCAUCUUCAAGAGAAGGACAAGGAUAUGAUGAAAGCAGAAGAAAGUGAAUACUUAUUGGGCCAUUACACUAAUGAUGGAUAUGGGAGUGCCAGUGCUAGCUUCUCAGUUGCUAGCCAUGAUAGCAUACAAAAGCAAGUGGCAUUUGAGAUUAUAGAUGGUGGGCGAUGAUCUUAUACUAUAUUCUUAAUUGUGUUCUGUUUCUACUUUUCUGGGAGAUUUAAGAAAUGUGAGAGUACAACGGAAGGUGAUAAAAACCUACCUAGUAAUUUGUUUGCAGUUAGUUCCUGUAAGUUGCAAAUUUAAUUUUCAUACAUUUUA